Messenger RNA from Acanthocheilonema viteae, 1728 nucleotides. The record is from the annotation of a GenBank genome assembly. Lineage: Eukaryota; Metazoa; Nematoda; Chromadorea; Rhabditida; Onchocercidae.
AUGGGUGAUCGUAAUGUGGAGAAACUGAUACGGAAAUAUAUCGAUAAACGGGAUGACAAGCUUGUUGAUAUUGUGGAACGAUGCUUGCGAAAAGGUUAUGAUUAUGAGAAAAUGAGGGAUCGUGUCAGCGAUUAUGUUCGAGAUUCAACCGCACGAAAGCGUUUAAUUGAUGCGCUUUCUGAUGCAUUUCCGCAGUUUGCCCGAAGACGAAAACAUCGGUUCGAAGAAACGAAGGAUGGUAAAGAAGAUGGGUCACAAAAGAAGUUUAAACUUGAAGAACGAUCGGAUUCUACUCCAACACGAACUACUCCAGCCAUCACUAAACCGAUAUUGUCAACUCUUAUCAAAACAGAGCCGAAGAAAUCAGAUGAAGUUACGGAAGAAGAGCUCAAAAGUAAGGAAUUAAUGUAUCAAGCUCAAAUGGCAAUUGAGGAGCGAAAGCGGCAGUUGAAUCUUACGGCAAGGCCUGGCAUCGUGGCGCAAGCUGUAAUUUCGAAGGCAUCAAAAUUGAAUACGAAAGAAGCUAGCAUGUUUAUGAAUUACUCGAUGGAGAAAAUCAAUAGGGUCAAAGAACUGAAAGAAAAAUUAGCACAGCGGACGGCAACAGUUGCACAGCUUGUCGAAAAGGAUGCAGGUAAUGGAGCACUUUCAAAAGCAAAACCAGCCGAUGAACCGGAGCAAAAAAUUGUCGAGUAUCUAGAUCCACGUAUUAGUUUAAAAUCUGCUCAGCGAAAGCAGCGUGCAAUUGUUUUCCAUGAUAAAGGCGAAUUUGAGAAAUUAGCGCAACGUGAGCGAGCCAAAGCGCGUUUAGCAAUUUUACAAGCAGAAAUCACGCAAAUAGCCAAGAAAACAGGAAUGUCCUCGUCAGUAAAACUGGCUAUGCUAACUCCUUCAUCAUCUGCCGUCAGCGACAUUCCACUCGUAGAAUGGUGGGACGAAGUCGUAUUAGGUGGUAAUUAUGACAUGAUACCUGAUGAAAAUAUUGAUUCCGACAGUAAGUAUGUGAAAACAAUUACAAAUCUCGUGGAGCAUCCUAUCCAGCUCAAACCCCCUGAUGAGCCUCUUCAACCGCAGUUAGGUUUAAUCAAAGCUCCAGAACCGAAAGUUAAAUUAUCAAAUUUGAUGAGGGUACUGGGUUCAGAUGCCGUCCAGGAUCCGACUAAAAUUGAAGCUCAUGUGCGUAAACAAAUGGCUGAAAGACAGCGUAAGCAUGAAGCAGCAAAUCAGCAAAGAAAGCUCACUAAAGAGCAGCGAUCGGAAAAGAAAAUCCGAAAAAUUAAGGAAGACAUUUCGCUGGCUGUUCAUAUGGCAGUUUAUAAGGUUAAAUCUUUGGCUCAUCCUGCAAAGAAGUUUAAAGUUGAAAUGAAUGCUAAACAACUGCAUAUGACGGGUUUGAUUCUGCUGCACAGUAAUAUCAAUCUUGUAAUUGUUGAAGGCGGACCAAAACAACAAAAAGCAUUCAAGAAUUUGAUGUUAAAUCGGAUCAAAUGGGGAGAUGAAAUCAUUGGCCAAAAAAAAGAAGCUGAAAACAAAGAUACACCUGGAGAAAGAAAUGAUUGUUCCCUGAUUUGGGAAGGUAUCCAGAAACGACGAAAUUUUGGUGAAGUGAAAUGUAUGGUUGCAACACUGGAGAAGCAAGCAAGGGAAAUUUUGGAAAAAUAUGGAGCGGCACAUUUUUGGGAUCUCGCUUACAGCACUUCACUUUUGGCUGAUGAAGCCAGUGCCUAA